Filobasidium floriforme is the source of this 991-nucleotide messenger RNA. RefSeq lists its product as uncharacterized. Bases 36 to 833 code for a protein of 265 amino acids. NCBI's taxonomy places the organism in Eukaryota, Fungi, Basidiomycota, Tremellomycetes, Filobasidiales, Filobasidiaceae. The transcript has 4 exons. The record is from RefSeq and is a predicted model, not a curated record.
GCAGGAUCUAUCAAGGCGCCCCAUAUUCCCCUGGAAUGCUCCUGGUCAGGUCCACCGGUUCUUUUGUCAGAUCUUGGAAAACCUCCUGUAACAAGUCUCAGAGGGGAGCAAAGAUCAGGAGCCCGAUCGUCUACCCCUGGUCCCUGACGACGAUCAGUAACUCGGAUUCAGAAUGGGACAAAGGGAUCCGAAUGUUCUCAGACGUGGGUCAAAAUAGUCUCGCUAAGAGAGUAUCCGGAACUGAAUCGUACAAAGAGCCACCCCCUCAGCUGGUCCAGAAACCUCUCGAAACCUCUCAUCUUUUGCUCUGCUUGACAUCUUAUCGCAGCGAUCUCUACCAUCGUCUAGAGAUACAAAACCGAGACAAUCGCCAGAACAACAUGCAUUGGACAGCCACUUUACUCUUCUCCCUCAGUGCCAUCGCCACGGUUGCUGCCGGGAGAUGUUCGAACGCCGCGGAUACAUCAACCGGCGUCGGAUUCGCUGCGUUUAUGGACGUCGCGGCCUCUUGGGAAGAGGGUAGUAUGCCCGCUGAAAUUAAGCCCAGCACGCACCGGGUCGCUAAAACCUUGCUCGAAUGUACCGACAUCUGUUGGUCUCAAUCAGACUGUCAGGGAGUGAUUUUCGUCGAAAAGACGGACGUUUUCGACAUGUAUGCGUGUGAGCUUUUCUACGAAGGGACUCCCACCAAUCUCAGGUCUCCCAAGGCGGGCAAGGGUAUUCAAGCGGUCGCUUGGCGUCGAGAUGGGACGUGCGAUGAUCCGGACGCGCAGAAGUUUGCCAAGGAUCACAAUUGUUGCGAUAUCUGGAUGCCAAAGGAUGGAAAUGCAUAGUACUUCUGUGAAGUCUGCGUUUCCGGAGGAAACUAUGUGGUAUCCAAAGACAGCUAAAGUAUCUGCAAUGGCAUCACGUCGUCGCUUGGAAACGAUAUAGUUGUCACAAGACUCGUCGAUCACAUGAUAUCGUCUACCUUUGCAAUGCCCGUUUUGUG